CUGGGUGUUGCGGGCGCACCAACCGGCCGGAUCUCCCCACCACAUCAUCUGCUUCUGUGCGGCCGCUUCUAUCGGCCCUGCCCCCCUUCGCCUUCCUCGCCUCGCCUCGCCUCCCCACUUCGCUUCACUGCUUCCCUACUACACACUCGCCGCCAUUCCCCCCGCCCCAAAUAUUCUCUCGCAUUCGCGUUCCCACCGCCUCGCCCUAGAUCUCACCACCUCGCGUCGCGCCUCCAAUGGGGUGCUUCCUGUCCAAGCCGGCGGGGGCGGGUCCCCUCCCGCCCAACGACGCCGCCGCGCUCCCCGCCGACAACCCCGCAGAUCCCGAGGCGGCGGCCGCGAAUGGCGGCGCUGACUCCGCGGCGGCCGACGGCGGCGGCGACGACAAGGACGCCGCCAAGCGCGCGGUCCCGGUGUUCAGGGAGUUCGGCCUCGCCGAGCUGCGCGCCGCCACCAAGGGCUUCAGCGCCGACCUCAUCGUCUCCGAGAGCGGCGAGAAGGCCCCCAACGUCGUCUACCGCGGCCGCCUCGACGGCGGCCGCCUCAUCGCCGUCAAGCGCUUCUCCCGCCUCUCCUGGCCCGACCCGCAGCAGUUCCUCGCGGAGGCGGCCGGGGUGGGGAAGGUGCGCCACAAGCGCCUCGUCAACCUCAUCGGAUGCUGCGCCGAGGGCGACGAGAGGCUGCUCGUCGCCGAGUACAUGCCCAACGACACCCUUUCCAAGCAUCUCUUCCACUGGGAUAAGCAGCCCUUGCCAUGGGAAAUGCGGUUAAGGGUUGCGUAUUACAUUGCGCAGGCACUCGAUCACUGCAAUGCCGAGAACCGAAAAAUCUAUCAUGACUUGAAUGCUUAUAGAGUACUUUUUGAUGAGGAAGGUGAUCCUCGGCUGUCAAGUUUUGGACUAAUGAAGAACAGCCGCGAUGGGAAAAGUUAUAGCACUAAUCUGGCUUACACCCCGCCUGAGUUUCUACGAACUGGCAGAGUCAUCGCCGAGAGUGUGAUAUAUAGCUAUGGAACAGUUCUUUUGGAUCUUUUGAGUGGGAAGCACAUACCUCCUAGCCAUGCACUUGAUUUGAUAAGAGGGAAGAAUAUACUGUUGCUCAUGGAUUCCUCCUUAGAAGGGCAGUAUGCUAAUGAAGAUGCUUCAAAACUAGUUGACCUUGCGUCGAAAUGCUUGCAAUUUGAAGCGAGGGACAGACCCAAUAUAAAGUAUCUCUUGUCUUCUGUUGGGCCUCUUCAGAAGCAAAAGGAGGUAGCAUCACAUGUGUUGAUGGGUAUUACAAAAGCCACGGCGGUGUUGCCAACUAUUCUUUCUCCCCUUGGGAAGGCCUGUUCCGGUAUGGACCUUACAGCAGUACAUGAUAUAUUGCUCAAAACAGGUUACAAAGAUGAAGAAGGUGCAGAAAAUGAGCUGUCCUUUCAAGAAUGGACUCAGCAAGUGCAAGAGAUGCUGAAUACCAAGAAGUUUGGUGACAUUGCAUUUAGAGACAAGGAUUUCAAGACUGCAAUUGACUACUACUCCAAGCUUGUUGGAAUGAUGUCAGUGCCUUCAGCCACAGUUUUUGCCCGGAGAAGUUUCUCCUAUUUGAUGAAUGGGCAGUCAGAGCUUGCUCUCCGGGACGCAAUGCAGGCCCAGGUCUGCAUGCCCGAGUGGCCAACUGCCUUCUACCUACAAGCCCUUGCUCUCUCAAAGCUCGGCAUGGAAACUGACGCACAAGAUAUGCUAAACGAUGGAGCCACUUUUGAGGCCAAGAAGCAAAAUAGCUGGCGAGGUUAGGGGAACAAGUCAUGGUUUCACCCCCAAAUCUGUUGUUGCCUUUUUAACAGAAAAAGGUAAGAUGAUGAUGAGUGUUCAUUGGGACGACUGUUGCACUACUAGGAGUGGGAUUGAAAAUGCACUGUUUUAUUGUGCAAUCUCCGCCCAAAUGUCGAUAAAUGAGUGGCGUUGUUGUGACCUGGAAGGCAAAAGGCAGAGAGGCAUUGCUUAUACUACGCUUUUGAGUCUGAGUUGCACUUUGUUUCUCGGGUGAUGUGAGCAAACACCUGCUGAUCAUUGCGUUGCAGUGCUCCUCUAGAGACGAGAGAAUUGAUGAGAUGAGAAGAUUGUAAUUAAGGGGAUGCUUUUCUGACAAUUUCACCUUUUUUUUUCGUUUUCCAUUGGAAUCUUUGGGCCCCAGGUGAGAUGAUAGUGUGAAGAAAGGCGGGUUCCUUGUGAUUAGCCUAGGAUGGAGAAUAAACUAGAGCCAUCUAAAUUCCAUUCAUUUCUACCAUGUUCUUGAUGUGUUACUUGCUGCUUUAACCUUUUGAAGGUAUGGUUCAGUUUUGUAGUGAUGUGCAUUGCAUCAUGUGGAA
Molecule: messenger RNA, 2350 nt
Organism: Oryza sativa Japonica Group (Japanese rice)
Lineage: Eukaryota; Viridiplantae; Streptophyta; Magnoliopsida; Poales; Poaceae
Product: serine/threonine-protein kinase BSK2
Biological process (GO): protein phosphorylation; brassinosteroid mediated signaling pathway
Molecular function (GO): protein kinase activity; ATP binding; protein binding
Source: RefSeq, a predicted model, not a curated record